AUUCAGAAAAAGUGGGCGUUUUCAAAGGGCACGCUACUCUGUUUUACACAAAUUUGAACGUAGCCCAUAUUGUAACAACGAAAAUGGCAGCUGAGAUAUCAGACUCCGUUCCCCAUGUGCAAGCCAAAUUCUUUACGAAACAAGAGCAGUAAGAAUAUCUAUAUUAUAGUUGAUGUUAACAGGCCUUCAAUCUCAAAUAGACAUUAUUCUAUCUUGGCUCCCUAGGAAUAAUAGGGAUUUUCGAGGGCUCAAUAAUUAGGAUUUCGAGGGCUCAAUUUUUUUUAAUUAUUCAAUAAUUUUGUGGUACUGCUCAGUCAGAACGGUGGUCUCAAAUUAAAAAUACGAAGUGGCUAUUCGCACCCUGGUAUCAGAAGUGAGAGGUUGGGAUUAAAAAACUAUUUAAAAUAUUAGGGUAAAUGUUGAGAACGAUGCCCGUGGUUACCCAUCAUGGCCGCCAUCUUAGUUGACACGACAUGUGAAGUGUCAACCAAGAUGGCGGCAAAAUGUAGUGCAAAACACUUGUUAUUAUACCGUGUUAUGAAAUGACUGGGGAGGGGAGACCCCUCACCCCACUUUAAAUACCAAAAUCCGAAACAAAGAAAUUAUCUGGGGAGGGGUGAUCCCUCCCCAAUUUUAAAAAAAAAAUAAAAUAAGAAAACAGUUGAUCCCUCGACCUAACCCAAAGCCGAAAGCCAGAAGUAAAAACAUAUUGAAUACAUACUGUGGCAGUGGCAUUAAGUAUGAAAAUGAAAAAAAAAAUGGCCAAAAAUAAUUCUAAAACUAAAACAAAGAAAUAAUUAAAACCCAACUUACAGUUUCAUGAAAUACACUUUUACACACUUUAUUACAGGUUCCAAAGAAAAUAAUAUGCACAAAUGAAUAGAGCACAACAGUCGGCAUUAAGCUAACAUGUUACAAAUAUGGUGGCGCAAAUAAAAUAUGAUAAUUAGCCAACCAAUGGUAAUUUAAAAUUAUAAAUAAUCAACACCAAUUAAAAUUUUGAUACAAAACAUGUCACAAGCACGUCCUCCAACAAUAAAAUAAACAAAGGGGAAUGACUCCUGCACAAAUAUUGAAUAAACAUGCUAAUGAUGUCAUGAGCACGAUUCUCAACAACAGCCAAUAUACUUGUCGGGUUGUAAGACAAAAUGAGGGGUAAAAGUGCAGUUCAGGUGCGUAGAGUAUAUAAUAAAAAAAGGGCUGGACGGAUAUCUCCUGCACUAUUUGUCCGGCGACCAAGUCACAUGACUGCCGUAACAAUGUGGUGCGAGAUAUUUGUCACGUGACCGAGAAUGAUUCAAAGCUAUUUUUAAUUAAUUUUAAAAUCUAUUUCUCUACCAUGUAAUGAACUGAGUAUCUUGCAAACAAAUAAUAGAACAAAAUACUUGGGUAUAUUACCAAAACAAAGUAGGGGUUAAGCAAUAAUGCAUUCUAGAAGGAAGCAAUGCUGAGAGGGAGAGAGUUACUCUAAAACAUAAGUUAUCCAAAUAUUUUGAUGUAAAUAGUGAUAAUAAUUGAAUAUUUCUGAAUUAUCAGCAUCUUCCGCCAUUAAAAAGGGGGCAUGGUCACAUCCAAGCCAUCUUGGGUAGAGCAGUUCACUGCUCAAGAAUGCUGAACCACUUUCAUACAACAAGACUCAGAAAAAUCCUCAACACGUGGGAGGAAAAAGCAAAGGAUCGAACUUCAUGACGUUCCACUUUACACAGGAGCUCCAUGCAACAUGAAGUUGGCAGAACACCGGCUGCUGAGCGCAAGAGACAUGCCAGGAAGGCCUGGUCUGACUCUGCUCGCGGAGAUGCGCCAUCAUUCCCCUGCACCUACUGCACAAGAGAAUUUCAUGCCAGAAUCGGCCUCAUUAGCCAUCUGCGCACCCACAGACAGAACUAACACAAACUUUGAUGAUUAAAGUGGUCAUGGUCGACUCCCCACUGACGAACAAAAUACUGCUCAAACAGGGAACCACAGUGUCUGACGUAAAAUACAUAAUGCCAUGAAAAUUGGCACACUGGUAAAUCAAUAUAUAUCCAAGAGACAUAAUAAGUAUGAAAAUGGCAUAUAUUUAAUUUCGACUUAAUCUUAUAAUGAAAGUUGCCUAACAUUCACCAAGGAUUUGCUCUAAGUUGACUGAUUGUUAAUGAAAAAGAAAUUGAUUAAAAUGUAGACCAAGAUGUCCCCCAAAGCGAAAGGCUGGAAUAAGAACACAAUUGUGGGAUAUAGUAUCAACAUCAAAAAAUUUAAAACUCGGAUUUUCGUGCACUGACGCCCAUUUCCCAUAAAAUGUUUUUAUUAGUCUCUCUUGCUUUACCAAAAUACCUAUUUAUUGUGUCAAGUCCGAAGUCGCAAUCCGCUAUGCAACAUGUGCAAUGAAUUUGACACUUUCUGAAAUUCCCUUUCACUGAAAACAUUAUUUGCCAUCAGAUUACAAAUUAAUCUUAAAAAUAUCUGAUAGGCUUGAUAAUUUGUAUUAUAAAUAAGGCCAUCACUACCUACACCAUGGUGGUGUACCUAGCAAAACUAGGGAAUCUGGCCUGCGAAUAUGGCGGCGAUGUACCUAGCAAAACCAUUAGCUUUGGCCUGCAUACACCAUGGUCUUUGCCAGUUUUUAACCUUUUGGCCUGACUGGUAUGUGUAAAAUUAAUGUUGUACUCUUGCAAUUUAGGUGACAGUUAUUUUAUUAGAGUGUUAUGUACAGUUAUGUGGAUUUUGUAAUUUUAUUAACCUGCUUUAAGAUUUAGCUAGUUUGUUGAUCAAUACGUUACAAAGGACUGAAAAGCUGGUAUACAAAGAAUCGAUACCAAAGUCCAAAAGCUAGUUAAAUUAAAAAAAUUCAAUUUAAUUAUACUAUUAAAUUUGUAUAAAGAAUACAAAAUCAAAUGGACAGAAAUAAAUACAAUAUCCACUUACAGCUCAUCAAGUGAAAAUGUAUAAUCUUUGAAAGAUAGAAAUAUUAAAUUACACACACAUAGGGUACCAUGAGGUCACUGUCAUAGCUGUCACAAUUUGGUACAACUGUGAUUAACAGAGACAAAAUUGAAAGUUAUUUGACAAUAAAAAUGGUAUUAAUUAAUAUGGACACACUUGGUCAUGAUAAAAUUUAAAUUGAAAGCACAAAUUGAGCUGAAAAGUACUAACAGCAUUAAGAAUUUUCCCUGCCAAGCCAAUUGUUUUUAAAGGUUAAAAUAAUUAAUAAUUUUGCUUUUGUCUGCCGUAAGUGCUAUGUUUGUUCAAAUCUUAGCUUAGAAUACAUUAUGAAUGUAAAAAUAAGUGUAAAAGUUUAUAUAAUGUAAGAUCUGUUUUUUUUUUCUUUAUAGGUAUUCAGUUGCAGAUGCUCCUUAUUCCAUUCCUUCAACAGUUUCAACAAAAGAAUUAAAUAACAUUAUAUACAGUGUUUUGUGUGAUGGUAAGUUUACCAUGAUGAUAUUGCUCAUCAAUAUUUGUUGAAAUUAAAUUUAUAAAUACUUUUAAAAAUAUAUUCUGAAAUACCAGUACCCAAAAAAGUUAAUAAGAAUCUGUGUCGUAGAUUAUUUUGCUUUAUGCUGCCUAAAUGUCACUAUUAAAUUUGUUAAGAUAUUUUAUAUUCACAAAUAUGGCACAUUGGCUCAAAUUUAAAGAAAUUUAUUGUGUUUAUUAAUCUAUUACAGGGGAUGUUAAGGAGAAAGUCGAAUUUGAUUUCCUUAUUGAUGGAGAAUUUUUGCGAACUUCUCUUGCUGUACAUCUUGAUGACAAAAACAUAUCACCUGUAAGUUACCCAUUUUAGUGUAAAAUUUAUCAACAUCAUUAGAUAAUUAUUAAAAACAGUUCAUAUUUUAAAGUAUUUGGUUGAAAGUGCAGUUGUCUGCAAAACUUUAUUUCAUUUCAACUAGUAAUGAUCUUUUUUUAAAAACAGGAAACCGUUAUUGAGAUUGAAUAUGUUGAAAGACAGACAGCACCACGCCCAGAGACAUCACUUGUGCAUGAUGAUUGGGUUAGCUGUGUGCAAGGGAACAAAAAUUUGUAAGUUGAUUUUCUUUCUAACUUUGUUUUAAUCAUUUUUAAAGGGGUCAAAUCAGCAUUUAGGCUGCAAAGAAUAACAAGCACAUAAUACAAAAAUGCUUGUGACUUUCACCAACAAUAUCCUUCAUUGAAUUCUGCAUCUAUAUUUAUAAGGUUAAAAGAGCAUCAAGUACAUUAUUGUGGAAAAGAAAAUUGAUACUAACCCAAAAACUUUAUGAAAACUAUGUAUAAGUAUUCACAGGUUGACUAGCUCGUGGAACCUCAUGGUCAGGAUUUUCAAACCUUGCCCAUAUUUGGCACACUGAGGAAGUUACAAAGUCUCACACCCCCUUCAAAAGUAACAAUGCGUUUUAAAAAUAUUUAUGUAUUUUUAAUCACUUUUCCUUGCACCUCUGAAACCCAACUCAAGGGUGCAAGAAGAAGAGAAAGACCACAAUUCUUUUGGGGCAGUGGAUUUGACAAUACAGAAAUCCUGUGAAUGGAUAUACAUUGGUUGGAAUGGAAUGCACCUCCAUCUCCAUUCACACUGACCAACAGCUGAGGAGGAGAAGAAAAGAUUAUUUUAAAUUUUUUUUAAUGCCAAGUUUUGAAAUUAAUUUUUCUAUUAUAGAAUUUUGUGUGGGUGUUAUGACAACACAUUAAAGUUAUGGACAAGAGAUGGUAAAUGCUUAACUACUAUUCCUGGACACUCAGGUCCUGUAAAAUGUGUGGCUUGGAUUAAAACUGAAGGUUAGUGGGGAUAAUGAUAUGAUUUUUAUCCCAGCCUAAUAAAAUAUCUCCAUGAAUUUUUUACUGUCUUUAAAACUAUGGACAGUCUUUUAAAAAAAAUAUGUUGUUUAAAUUUAAAGAAAUCAAAAUUAAAAUGUAAAUUUAAAAAGAUUAAUUCAUUUUCUACACUGAAUUUACAAAUAUAUAUUUUAUAGGAUUUUAUCUUCAUUGAUUCAGUGCUGCUUAACUCUAAAUGCAGGUAAAUCUGAUAAUGAGCCCAUGUUUGUCAGUGGGUCGCUUGAUCAAACAUUAUUUGUGUGGCGCUGGAAAGAGACCAAAAAGGAAGUUGACUGUGUUUAUGCUUGCAAGGGACAUGCUGGGAGUGUUGACUGUGUUGCGGUUAAUAAUGAUGGAGCAAGGGUAUGUACAUAUACUUAAGUACUUUAAAAAUUUUAAAAGGAAAAUUUCUUUUAUUUUUUUAUUAAUUUUAUUAUAUAAUUUUUGGUAUUACUUAGACCACUAAAUAAUUAAAUGAAUGUUUAAUUGUACUUUGGUCUCUUAGUUAUGUCUCAACAGAACAAACAACUUUUCACAGUUAAAAAUUAUCUCCAACCUUAUAUCUUUCAAGCCUUGAAUUAUAAUGAUAGUUAAAGAGAGAACAGGCUUUUCAGAAUUUUUUGUAUCGUAAAAGACAAGAUGCCUAGCUUCAAUAUUCUAAGUACUAAAACUUCUACUUGAUAAACGUUAUUAUAGUAUAAAAUUAUAAUGUUUUUAAAAAAUCUGUAAUGAUACAUGUUAAUUUGUACAUUCUGUAACGUUGACAUAUAUUAUUUUGGUUUAGUGUGUUGCAUUUAAAAGAAAGAAAGGUUUUUAGAAAUUUAAUUAAAAACCCAUCUUUAAAAAAAAAAUUCAGAUAGUCACUGGAUCCUGGGACAAGAUGGUAAAGCUAUGGUCUCUUGGUAAGUUGUAAUUUUUUAUGUAGUUAACUUUAAUUUAUUAUUAUAAAAGGUAAGUAUAUUUGUGUAGAGCAUUGGUUCUCAACCUUCCUAAAGCCGUUACCCUUUAAUACAGUUCUUCAAGUUUUGGUCAAUCAAACCAUAAAAUUAUUUUCUUUGCUACUUCAUAACUGUAAUUUUGCUACUGUUAUGAAUCUUAACGUAAUUAUCAGAUAUACAGGAUGUAUUUUCAUAUUUAAAAUUUGAACAUAAUUAAAGUAUAGUGAUUAAUCACAAAAACAAUAUGUAAUUAUAUUAAUAUAUUGUGAAAUAUUUAUUUAUAAUUACAACAAAAUGACAUUUUGUCUUGAAGCAUGGUUUAGCAUUAGUAACAGUCUUAAUAUAACAACAGUAAACAACAUUGCUACGUUUUGCAACAGCAUGCGUAAAAAGCCAAUGUCAGUGCGAAGGUAGAGAUUGCUUCUUUCUCAUCAGAUCAGAAAUUCUCGGGGCAGUCUUUGCAAGAACACAAGUCUUUUUCUGUAUUAAUACUUGAUAACCAACAAACUGAAAAUCCCUGUUUCACAAAGAUAUGUUGUUGUAAAGGGAAGAAGAAGGUGCAAAACAGUCUCAGACAUAACAGGAUAUGACUGCAAACAGUUGAUCCAGAAUUUUGUUACUGGCAUUGUAGAGAAAUCAGUUGUCGCUUCAUCGCUGUUAAUAAUUUCAAUGAACUCUUUUUGUGCUCUCUCAGGAACAUAUUCAUUUUUGACUUUGAAUGGGCUUUUGGCAAGUGCAAAUGGGUUGUUAGGUAGAUUUGGAAAGUAUGAUGAAAUUUCAUCUGCAAACAUGAGCAAGUAUUCUUUCACAGAAAUUAUCAUCGUAAUCCUUUUGUCUGGUUCAAUGUCAUGUUCUUCAAAGAAAGCAGAUAAGGUAGGCAGCAUGUAAAUUUUGUUUUCACCCAAAGCUGAAGUUUCAUUUAGAAUGAACGGAUGUCUUUAGACAAAGCAAGCAAGGCAUGUUGAAUUUGGUCCUUUCAGUAAUAAAUUUAUCUCAUUCCAGAUAGCAAAGUAAGUAAGCUUUUUUCUCCAGUCACUUUUAUCGCUGAAAAGUACUUCAAACUGCAGUCUUGCUUUCUAAUUAAAAAACAUUUGAGUUCAUACAAAACUCAAAAACGUGUUUUAAAUCUGUUCCUCCAGACAACCAUCACACUUCAGUGUGAAAUAGCAGAGCAUUGUUUGUCCCAUCCAACUCGUUGCACAGUUGCGGAAACAGUUGACUGUUUAAAGUGCUCGCCUUUACAAAAUUGACAAAACUUAUGACGCUUUUUAUUACUUCUUGCAACUCUUGUGGCAGCGUUGCUAAUAUUUGCCGAUGUAUCAUACAGUGAGUCAUGAUAACUUUUGGUGGCUCAUUCUUUACCAAACGUUGAAAUCCAGAUCGACAUCCUAACAUAGCAGGAACACUAUCUGUGCAAACACUGCAAACCUUUUCCCAAGAGAUCUUAUGCUCUUUCAGAAAUAAACCAACUGUGUCAAAUACCUCAAGUGAAGUAUUUUUCGUUUCAAGAGAUUUUCAAAAAAGAAACUCAUCUUGAAAGUUUUUUUGCUAUGAUUUAUAUACCUCACGUAAACCAGUAACUGAACAGUUUGCGAUGUCUGUAGAUUCAUCAAGCUAGAUACUAAAUAUUGGAAGUGGAGAAGAUUUAAAAAAUGUCUACACUUUUAAUGUAUAUAGCAAACCUGACCUUUGUUGAUCUUGAAUAACUUAUGCAAUGUUCAAGAUUACUACUCAGCAUCCAAUGCUCAAGAUUACUAGUCAGCAAGAUUACUAAUCAACAUUUACUGGAAAUAAAAAAAUUACAGGCAGCCGAAAAAUAGGUCCCAAAAAUUUAUAGAUUAGCUUAUAGAAUCCCACAAUCAAGAGCUGCAAGAAAAUAAAGUCUUUGAAAAAUUGGGGUUACAGUGGUGAUUAAGUAUUAAAUAAAUAAUUUGCUUGUGUUUUUUCCUUAAACAGCUGCAGAUAUGGUAACUAAAUUUUGUGUAUAUUAAUUUUGUAGUUGAUGGAACAACAGUGGCAGAAGAUAGCAAUGAUGAUAGCUCUGGGGAUCUGAGAAAAAAGAAAAAGCUAAAAGGGACAAGUCAGAAGUUGUCUGUUAGAAUUCCUUUAGUAACUAUGUCAGGUCACAAAGAAGCUGUGUCUUCUGCAACUUGGUUGGAUGAAUCUAAUGUAUGCACAGCUUCUUGGGAUCAUACAUUACGUGUUUGGGACAUGACACGCUCAGAGCAAACACAAGUUGUGGUGGGUAUUGACAUAAUUAUGAACUUAACUUUUUUUUUUAAAACCGCCUUAUUAUAAAGUUUGAAAUAUUAUCUUGUUACGGAAAUCAUUAUUAUUAUAGUUAAUGUGCAUUUAUCGUAAAUAUUCAUUUUCAGGCCAGCUGUGAGGUAGAACAUUAUAUAAUUGAUAAUUUUUUUUAUCAUAUUACAGGAGGGAUCAAAGGCAUUUUUCUCUAUAGCGCAUUCUCCACUCUCAAACUUAAUUGUGUCAGCAUCAGCUGAUAAACAUGUGAGACUGCAUGACCUUCGAACGAAAGGUAUAUGAAUAGCUUUAAAAAAAGCUUAUGUCCUCUGAAAUUGUUAAAAAAAUUGUAGUCUAGAAUGAUGAGUUAAAUAAAAGGAUUAUAUAUGCUAAAAAAACUUGAACUUUACACAACAAUCAUGCUUUAUUUUUCUAAUUAACUAUUGUUUUAAUAAAAAUAACCUUCAACUGAGUAUAAAUUUAGCAACAAGUGAAGAAAUCAGAAUUUUUAUAAGUAAAAGGGUUUAUUAAUAUUAUUAUAUUUUCCUUUUAUCAGUUACCAUAUCAUUAACUUAUAGGUCUAUUUUUAUCUCUUAGCCAUCACUUUUUCUCCCCCCCACUCUUUCUUAUCACCAGAAAUGAAAGGUACAUAUACAUCACAUACUGGGUGGGUUUCAAGUGUUGAUUGGUCAAAAUCAAAUGAGCACAUGUUUAUUUCUGGAUCUCAUGAUAUGUUAAUGAAGCUCUGGGAUACAAGAAGGUAAAUAAAUAAUUUUUUUAAAAGUUUAUAAAACUGAGAUAAAUAGAAAUAGUAUGUGUAUAUGAUGCUUAUUGAUUUAUUGUAUACACUUCUAAAAUGCUCCUCAUAAAAUAUACACAAAUUCUAAUGAAAUAGCAAAUCAAACAUUUUUGCUAUUAGAAAAUUGCAUAUCUCACCUUUUGAAUGUUAUCAUAAUUUAAAGUAUAUGAAUUUUUUUUUACUUCAAAACCAAAUUUUUACCUAGCCCAAAAGCACCACUUUAUAAUUUGAUUGGUCAAGAGGAUAAAAUUCUUGCAGUGGACUGGUCUAUUCCAGACCUGAUGUUGUCUGGAGGAGCUGAUAAUCAGUUGAAAAUGUUUAACUACAACAAACAGAAGUAGCAAGGAGACUUCAAAAUAGAUAUUGUUCAAUAAACAAAUCAAAGUGGUGAAAAUAUUUUUGUACAAUUUUUUUUUUGUGAAGUUUUAAUCAAAUGAUAUUCAAUAAAUAUAACAUUCAUUAUUGGUACUGUAAUAAAUUUGUAAUGGGUCCUAUUUAUCCAUUAGUGAUUUUAAUUUACAUACUAAUCAUAUGUAGAUCAGAGAUGACCAGGCCCAAUUUAGUGAAAACUGUCUUUACCAAUACUAAUUCUACAUUCAUUAGUGGUUUCCAUGUUUUUGGCAUCACAUUUAUAAAAUUGCAUUAUACUUACAGUCAAAUUUCUGAUUGAACAUGUUGCAAGAGACUGGUAUAUUUAUGAAUUACUCUCUUGUCACAUAUUUAAAACAAGUUUCCAUGAUUUGUAUAUUUUGGUACAGGUAAGCUCUAUAUUUUUUGCCGUUACUCAGCCUGACAAAUAUGGAAUCAGAUGUACAUACCAACUUUUUCCCAUAAGAAAUAAGUGAUUUUUCAAUUAAUUAGUUACCAGCCCCAAUUUAUCUUAGAUUUUUUGUCUAUAUAUGUUCUGUAAUCUUCAGCUUCUAAAACACUUUCUAUUUUCUUUAUUUCGAGACUCACAUUGCAUAGUUAAAUUCACCAUUCUUUUUAGAAAUUUUUCAAACCAGUCCCUACUUGCCAUAAACUCACCACUGGUUCUUAGGCCAUUUGGCUACAGGUCUUCAUGUAACUUCUUUGCUUUUUGUUUUAUUAACUCAAUUGUAAUCUUACAGCUUUCCUUUAAGGUAUAUUAUCAUCUUUUAAUUUUAAGCUUUGUUGGGGCCAUGGUAAAUUUUUCCUACAAAAGUUAUUACAAAGAAUUUUUUAUAGAGAAAUUAUUUGGUGAUGCACACUAAACCCCAAAACGCUGGCUGAAUGGUUGUGAGAGUGACACACAUGGAAACUGCUAAUGAAUAUGGAGAGGCUUUUGUCAACUGUAUAUAAGGAAUAUCAAAUUCCAAAUUACUUGUGAAUUUCUGUCAAAAGAAAACACUUUAACCAUUUCUGAACACCAUUUGUACCCGGCCGGUAUGAGAAAUGAAUUUCUUUUAUUUUUCAUAAGAUAUAUAAAAAAGAUACAAGAAAACCUAGUUCACUUCAGUAGAUGAAUAGUCUACCAUUUCCUGCAGACUCCGACCUGUUUACCUUCAAACUCUUUAAAUCCUACAAUAUCAUCCCAAAAUUGUUCAAUAUAAUUAUAUAUCGUAUCCGGAAAUUUUGUUCACAGAAAAUUGAUCUACAGAAGUUUGGUCGAAUCUUUUUUUUCAGUUCACAAGUUAAAAUUUUGCAUCAAAUUUUCUUUUGAACACAUUAUUUUGUUUUACUAUAUAGUAUAGUGCAUUAUAAAAGAAAUUUGACAAAAGUUUGAUCGAACUGAAAAAUUUUUUUUUACCAAACUUCCGUUCGAUCAAUUUUCAGUCUACGAAAUUUCUUUCAAACAAAUUUCCGGUAGCCAUUAUAUAUACUGUAUACACCUCAAAAUCCUACAUUUUACACCAAAAUCGUAAUAGUAAACAUGUCUGUAGACUUCGUAUCUAAGAAUGUUUAUAGCUGUCAUUUUUUUUUUUGCUGUCUAAGGUUUAUUAUUGGCUUAUUGUCCUUCAGGUUUUCCUCUACCCUCAUAUUGCUUCAACCAUAAGGCAGUCCUCCCUGUACUUUACCAUAAUAAUAAGUGAAACAACUUUGUUUUAUUUACAAUAAAUUUUAAUUUUACAAAAGUUUAUACUCAUUACAACAAUCUGUACAAAUCUCGGAUGAUCAACAUGAAUAAUGUGGAGCAGUAAAUGUAUAACCUAGAACAAGUUUCAUGGUGAAAAACCUCUAAUAAGACAAUAUGUACAGUUUACAGAAAAAUUAAAUAUACAAACUUAACCAAUUAUCCUUCACCCAUAGAUUCAAUGACAAAAACAAAUAAGCAAUUAAUUACAAAUUACAAAAGCCCAUUUGAAAUAAGGGGGAUCUACUAAUAAAUUAAUAAAUAUUGGUUACAGGUGUGCUAAAGAUAUGGUUUUAACAAAGUCUGUAAAAUUAUAGUGCCCAAAAUUCAAAUAACGGUAAAAAUCUAUAACCAAAGAUCAUGAUUAAAUUCAUUACAAUACCAAACUUCAAUUCAUUCUCUUCCUAACAAAAUAGGAACAUUACAGGUCAACACAAAAAUAAUAACUUAAAAUUUGAUUUGACAGAGUGGAAAGGUAGAUCAUCCAUAUUAAUAUUAUUAAAAAUGUAGGUACCAGUAUAUAAAAAUUAAAGGGGUAACUAAAGAUAAAUAACUUUUAUUAGGUUAAAAUGACUUUUGACGGUAACUUGCCCUGAACAUCUUGUCAAUCUCAGCCUUUUAUGAACUUGAUAUCUUUAAAAAUAUUUGGUUGUCAUUUAUAAACUACAUACCAGUACACAAUGUUGAAAUAAUGCUGAAUUUGCAUUUCAGAAUAAAAGGUAAUUUAUUUUGUAAAACUUUGUUCACCUUAAAACUUAAUAAUAUACAGUAUGUUUUUUUUAAAAUUUCAUUGAUAUUACUAAUGUUGCUUUUAAUUUAUUUGCAAAAUACAGUAGGUGACAGUAAUAAAAAAAUUAGUUAUAGGAAUUUCAAUUAAACAAUAUGAAUAAGUUAAAUGAAGUGAAUUUAAUUUAAAUCAUUAUUUGCAACUGCUAAAAAUUGCAAAUUAGUUAAAUAAAUCAUGAUUGGUUUCGGAGAACAUGAAAUUAAAAGUGAUGGUUAGUGUCAUUGCUAACUUAUUUUUAUAUUGUAUUAAAUAUUUUGGAUACAGCUUAUAAUUUUGCAUUUCAAAGAAUUGAAUUUUUAAUUUUAGAUAUAAAGUUAUCUUUUUAUGAAAAUACAAUUGAAAAUAAAAAUUUAUGAAAUUUUACUUUUGCAAACAAGUAUUGAGGGUAGAUUAAUCUGAAAGCUAUUAUUGAUCAAUUGCUUAAAAAAUACUUCUGUUGCUUUUAUAAUGCAUUUUAACUGAAAUUUACUGCGAAGUUUUAAAUGAAAAAUUCCUCACUGACAGAGUGAAAGUGGAAGGUUGAAAGGAUUUAUAUUUAAUGAAGAAGGUGUUUAUUUGAAUACCUAAUUAAUGGACGGCACCUUAAUGGGUUACACAUGAGUACUUAUUUACCCAUUCUAUAAUUACAAACAUUACAGUGGACAUAAAAUUCAAUAGCAGGAUCAUUCGAUAAAAACUUACAAUUCUCGUUAAACACAAUUGAAAUUUUUCUUUAAAUAAGUUUCAAAAUGAAAAUUAAUUACUAUGAAACUUUUGUAUUCAAACGAAGGAAGUAUAAUGACUCAUUACACAGUAAUGGGAUUUGUAUUUAUCUUCUCUUAAAUUUAUAUAUUAAUAUGGAAAAAUUUACCUCAUAUUUGAUAAACUAAUUUUAAAAUAGUAAAGAAGAAAAUGAGAAAUCAUUUUUUUUAGAGUUUGACUUUUUUAAACACUGCUUUUAUUCACAUAAUCUCAAGAACAUUAAAUGUGGAUUUGGGUAAUUCCAUGAUUAUAAAUUCUUAUUCAUUCCAAACUAGAAUAAUCUGGCAGUUUUAAACUGGUAAAACAAGAAUAUUUUUUGAAAAGCCUUACUUUCUUAAGAGUUAUGAUUCUUAUAAUAACCAGCAACCUAUAAUUGUAAAUGAUAGAUUUUCAGCUAAAUUCUAAUCUUCUUACAAAGUAAAGACCCAAGGAAAAAAAAAAAAUCUUAUGAUUCCUUAAAUUUUAUAUGACCAUAUAACCCUGAUCCAUUCAAGCUUAUGAAAAGCUUUGAUUUUAUGCACUGAGAACUGAACAGCAUAAAUCAGGUAUACCCGUAUGAUGGAUAGAGUUUGGUCAUUAAAAACAUAUGCUUGAUUAAUGAGUACAAAACAUACAUAACUGAUUUGCAAUGUCAGUGCUUCUUGGAAUGCACACUAAUAGUCCGCUGUCGAUUUUUAGUUGCCAUUGGUCCUGAGCUAGUUAUUUCCCAAGGGAUUUCAAAUUCA
Lymnaea stagnalis (great pond snail) is the source of this 13081-nucleotide messenger RNA. The record is from the annotation of a GenBank genome assembly. Lineage: Eukaryota; Metazoa; Mollusca; Gastropoda; Lymnaeidae.